GUUCGGGAGAUAUCCCAGUCUUCUAUGUAUGUUUCGGUGUAGUGGAUUGUCUGUACAAGUGGCAUUCCUCAGUCCAUGCAUACGAGGCUGGGCGCGAACCGUCGGUAUACUAAUGGCAACGAAAGACGAUCCCAGACUGCCAAAUACGACAAUAUCGUUUUGGCGGCCCCUUUUGGGCUUGGCGAUUUGGGGGCAAAAAAAUAAAAAAAUAAAAAUAAAGAGCUCGAAGUGUGGGUACUUUAAAAUUUGAAGGCGAAAUGGAUGGGAGGAAAACUUCGCCACGAAGAUAUGAACGGAUAGACCCGAUACUCUGGGUCGAGAAUCAAUAGACUAUGGAAACUUACCUUCCAGUUGCCUGCAUUCCGUGCCCAUCAGAUCAGCGCUCGAUCAAUGGUGGGUAGGCAUCUAGAUCACUGAUCGGUUGUGUCCGGCGAAUCCUGCCAGCUGGGUAGGCGUACGCCACAAAGCGGUUGUGGAUUGUUGCUAUGUAUGGAGGCGGGCCCAGUGGAGCUUGGGGGGUUCGCCAUCCGAGUGGUUGCGCACUUCUUCAAUCUAUUAGGGGUACAUGGAAGUCGCGCUUUCCGUAACCUACUCUGAAUGCGCCGAGUGCAGCGGAAUUGACGAUUAUAUGCAUCGCAAAUCCGGAUAGAACCUAGCUAGAUACAUUUGAUUAUGAGAUGAGAUCCACCUGGAUGUAACCCGCGUUACGGAAUACCGCCAGGAACGACUAAUGAGGGGACCGACUUGAGCAAUUGUCAGAGCGAGAUCCUCCUUGUGGGGAGGUCUCUUGGAUUUUGGUGCGGUUUCAUAUGGUGAGCCUCCCAUUUCCAAGGCAAAGGAUCAUCUUCCCCGGAUACGCGUUUUAAUGAAUGCAGAUCAGUGCGAGGUCGAUCUUCAGAGAUAGAGUUUUGUGCUGGGAAACGUCGAAUCUCCCCCGUAGGCUUGGAAUAUGGUAAGUAUCGGCGAAGGAUUUCAUGGUGGCAACGCUUCGAAUCACGUCAACAGCACUUUCCAGAGAGAAGUACGUGGUUGUUAGUCAUGUUCUCCAUUGAAAAUUAUGGCUGUCAUCGUAAGCUGAGUCGGUAAGGGUCAAAGCGCGAAUAGACAGGACAUUUGCAUCAAUAUCAGCAAUGCGACAGCAAUAGUGUACUGUGGCAUAAAUUAAGUAUUGAAUGUCAUCUGUACUUCGUACAGGGGCAAGAUUCUCGAUAAGGAUGCAUCGACCGGUUGCGUCCGUACCAGCGGAAUUCAUCGUUAAACUAGUGCAACGACAAUAUCCAGGAGGUUAUUCAUCGAAUGGUCGGUGUGGAAGCACGACGAUCUGCGUUAGUGUGUUCGAUAUCUCAUAAAUCCACGGGCCAAUAAGUUGGCUCGGACUCGAGGGCCAGAAUACAGGUAUCCAGGCCCCAAUAGAUUAAUCGAUUUCUGUCGGUGCUCAGGCUGCACUAAUGCUGCUGAUAACCA
Molecule: messenger RNA, 1464 nt
Organism: Aspergillus pseudonomiae
Lineage: Eukaryota; Fungi; Ascomycota; Eurotiomycetes; Eurotiales; Aspergillaceae
Exons: 1
Coding region: 29-250 (73 amino acids)
Source: RefSeq, a predicted model, not a curated record